CAUUAUUCACACCUCAUUCUCAAAAUCCUUGCAAAGCUUUCUGCUCCUCAUCAAUGAAAGCAUCACAGUUGCAUUGGCUUGAAUUCUGUGACUGCCACCCUUCUACCUUCCUAAUGUGUAACUGGGAGGGAGCACAGCCUAUGAUACAGGACUGAUGGUGGUGGGGAAACUGAGGCACAAAGUUGAAGUGGCCAGGUGUGACUGUGUCACUCUCUCCGAAGCAGAAUCAAGAAUAGAAGUGUGCUGGGCACACGGCUCCUUCCGUCUUGCCUUUGAGAUUCCCUGCCAGUGAGGGCCGCUGUACCGUGUGAUGGACUUGGACCCAUAUGCAAGCAUGCAGGUCGGGAUGCGGGUGGUCCGUGGAAUUGACUGGAAAUGGAGCAACCAGGACAACGGCGAAGGGAACGUUGGGACCGUGGUUGAGAUUGGCCGGCAAGGCAGCCCAACAACGCCGGAUAGGACUGUGGUGGUCCAGUGGGAUCAAGGGACCAGAACCAAUUAUCGGACUGGAUUCCAAGGCGCCUAUGACCUUCUUCUGUACGAUAAUGCACAAAUAGGUGUACGCCAUCCCAACAUCAUCUGUGAUUGUUGCAAGAAGCACGGGAUCAGAGGCAUGCGGUGGAAGUGCAAGGUGUGCUUUGAUUACGACUUGUGCACGCAGUGUUACAUGAACAACAAGCACGACGCCUCGCACGCCUUUGAGCGCUACGAGACUGCCCACUCACGACCAGUCACGGUGGGUCCACGACAGAACUUGCCUCGUAUCACGUUAAAAGGCACUUUCCAGGGGGCCAAAGUUGUCCGUGGCCCAGACUGGGAGUGGGGUAAUCAGGAUGGUGGUGAAGGUAAAACCGGGAGAGUGGUGGAUAUUCGUGGCUGGGACGUGGAGACUGGCCGCAGCGUGGCCAGCGUCACGUGGUCUGACGGCACCACAAACGUUUACAGAGUCGGGCACAAGGGAAAGGUGGAUCUGAAAUGCAUUGUGGAAGCAUCUGGCGGCUUUUACUACAAAGAGCAUCUCCCAAGACUAGGAAAGCCUGCUGAGCUGCAGAGGAAAGCAAGCACAGAGAGGCACCCCUUCCAGCAUGGGGACAAAGUGAAAUGCCUGCUGGACAUUGACAUCUUACGAGAGAUGCAAGAGGGGCAUGGUGGCUGGAACCCUAAAAUGGCUGAGUUCAUUGGCCAGACUGGGACUGUGCACAGAAUCACUGACAGAGGGGAUGUCAGAGUCCAGUUCAACAGCGAAACCCGCUGGACUUUCCACCCAGGAGCUCUGACUAAGCUCAACACCUUUUGGGUUGAUGAUGUUGUCCGUGUGAUAGAUGAUAUGGAAACAGUGAAGCGAUUCCAAGCUGGUCAUGGGGAGUGGACAGAUGAAAUGGCACCUACGCUAGGGCACAUUGGCAAGGUGAUCAAGGUGUUUGGGGAUGGAGACUUGAGAGUGUCUGUCGGAGGGCAAUCCUGGACCUUUAACCCAGCUUGUCUCACAGCCUACCAGAGAGACGAGGAUGCAAACCUCAUGACAACGGAGAACACCAAGGAAUCCAAAAGCACUUUGAUCUCCAUCCUAGAGAAGCUGCUGUGCCAGAAGAUGGAGUCGGAUCAUCCAGGGCGCUUGGUCGUUGAGGCAGCACAUGACAAUGCUGUUAAAGUCCAGGACCUGGUUCAGAAGUACCCAGACAAGGUUGAUAUAAAGAAUCAGGGCAGAACCGCACUGCAAGUAGCUGCCCACCUGGGCCGGGUGGAGAUUGUGAAGAUCUUACUGCAGGCUAAUGCCAACAUCGACCUGAAGGAUGAAGAGGGGGACGCCGCUCUCCAUUAUGCAGCUUUCGGAAAUCAAGCUGAGGUUGUCCGUGUGCUUGUCAGUCACGGAGCCAAUGCAGACCUGUUGAACAAUACCAAGUGCACAGCCUUGUAUGUCGCAGUCAACAAAGGAUUCACGGAGAUCGUGCGGAUCCUUUGUGAGCACAACUGUGAUGUCAACCUCCCGGAUUCGUUUGAUGACACCCCCCUGCACUAUGCCAUCACUGCCGAUUUGAAAAGCAUCAUCGAGAUCCUCACCGAGGUACCGAACAUCGAUUUCACAGUCCAGAAUCGCCAAGGCUUCAACCUGCUGCACCAUGCUGCACUGAAGGGCAACAAGCUAGCCAUAAAGAAGAUUCUGGCAAGAGCCCGGCAGUUGGUUGAUGCUAAAAAGGAAGAUGGCUUCACCGCCCUGCAUCUUGCUGCCCUCAAUAACCACAUGGAAGUAGCAGAAAUUUUAAUCAGAGAGGGUCGCUGUGAUGUCAACCUCAGGAACAGCCGGAACCAGACUCCCCUGCACCUGGCAGUCACCCAGGGGCACAUGGACUUGGUGCAGCUGCUGGUACGCGAAGGCAGCGAUGUCAACUCAGAGGACGAGGAUGGAGACACGGCCAUGCACAUUGUCUUGGAACGGCAGCAGCUGAUGUCAAUCAUGGCGGAGGAACAGGAAGGGGGCGAGGGACUGUCCCUCUUUUCCAAGCUCCAGGCUUCAGGCUUCCUUGGAAAUGUAGAGCUGAAUGUUGGUGCUGCGAUUGCGUGUUUCCUAGCACAGGAAGGAGCAGAUAUUAAUUAUGCCAACCACAGGGGAAAGUCUCCCCUGGAUCUCAUUGCAGAUGGAAGGAUAGUCCAGAUCAUCAAGAACUUCUCCCAGAAAUUCAGGGAUGAGCAGAUUUCUUCAGACAGCUCUGUGGUGACCUGCAGCCUGCGCAGAGUGCACACCACCCCCAACACAAUGACCAACCUCAGCGUGGCCAGCAUGGCAGCCCCUUCCGAGUGCCUGGUCUGUUCUGAGCUGGCUUUGCUCAUUCACUUCAUCCCGUGUCAGCACAGCAUCGUGUGUGAAGAAUGCUCCAGGAGGAUGAAGAAGUGCAUCAAAUGUCAAGUGACCAUAACCAAAAAACUCAAACAAGACAGCACAGAGGUGGAAUGCAGCCCCAGCACCGAGCCCACGGACCAGCGGAAGCUGAUGGAGGAGCUGCAGAGCCGCUACCGCCAGAUGGAGGAGCGUAUCACCUGCCCUAUCUGCAUCGACAACCAAAUCAAACUGGUCUUCCAGUGCGGACAUGGCUCCUGCCUUGAGUGCAGCGAGGCCCUGACUGUCUGCCCCAUCUGCAGGCAGGCUAUCCGGGACAGGAUUCAGAUCUUCGUCUGAGGAUGUGCGCUCUCCCCUCCCCUUCGCUCCCCCUCCUACCUUCCUCCCUCCCUCCCUUUGUGUGUUCAUUUAGUUGAGACUCAUGGCCCAUCCCCUGUGUUUGUCUGACUCUGAAGCCAUCCUGAAAGGGGGAAAGUGAAUCACAAGAGUCACUCGUGGGGGAAACGCUCUCCCCAUAAUGACAGCGAGACGCCAAGCUUGUGGGGAAACGGCCCUCCCGCCCUGUGUUCCUUUCCCAGCAUGGAUGGCGCCAGGCGGAAUGCUGACAGGACGUCCUCGUUCUUUGUGCUGACGACAGGAGGGACUAUGAAACCAGCGCCGGGACAGAGUGCUUUCAUGUGCAGACAUUUCAAAAGACAUCCUGCUCCUGUCUAGUUCCUUGCAGCGUCUGAUUCGCAGCCUUACACAGCUCUGGCAGGACAGGCUGCGGCACAGUCCUUCUCAUUACCCAGCAGGCUGUGGCAAAGCAAUACUCUCGCACUUUACACAAGGAGGUAUCCAGUGGGAUCGGGCACGGCCCUUGGCUCUCCCGCAGGCUUGUCGGUUGUGGGGGACUCUCGUUAGACAAUGUGCUCUCAGAACCCAGCCUUUUGGGCGUGACGAGGUACUUGGAUUUGGGCAGCGGGGAGGAGUCUGGAACUGACGUGUUCCCAGAGAGAGACAGAGCGUGUGCCUUAGAGAUAAAGUAGUGAACAUUUACUGAAGAAAAUACUGUUGCAGCACGUAUUUUUGACCUCUAAGUGACACUCUUCUGCCAGCAAUCUACCUUUUUUUUGCAGCCAUAAUUCCAGAGACUCUUGAGCUUUUUACCCAUAAUGCCAAAGGCAGGUGUCAAAUAUUCCAACCGAAAUGUAAAAAAAAAUAAAAUAAAAUACGACUAAUAAGGUGGAGGA
This is a messenger RNA of Trachemys scripta elegans, 4068 nucleotides long. RefSeq names its product mindbomb E3 ubiquitin protein ligase 2 (gene MIB2). The record is from RefSeq and is a predicted model, not a curated record. Lineage: Eukaryota; Metazoa; Chordata; Testudines; Emydidae. Gene Ontology annotation, cellular component: cytoplasm. The transcript is spliced from 20 exons. Gene Ontology annotation, molecular function: ubiquitin-protein transferase activity; protein binding; zinc ion binding. Bases 311 to 3175 code for a protein of 954 amino acids. Gene Ontology annotation, biological process: protein ubiquitination.